AUGCUGAUGAACUUUAUCUUUAGAGAGCCAGAAUUGGCUCGAAAUCGUCAGAAUGCGCCGAAUUUGCCUGUGCCUGGAGAUGCUCGUCAAGUGGAGGAAUAUGUUUUUCAGAAGUGCCUUAGUAAGGACGAGUACAUGCGAACGAUCGCAAAGGUCAUCAAUGCGAUCAACUGUAAUUCCAAGUCAGCAGCGGUUCCAUCCGUGCUUCAACCUUCAUUCCACAGUCCUCCAUGUUCUGCUCCAAAUGUAAAUAAUACCAAUGCAAAUUCGACAUCAUAUCGAGCAUCGGUGCCUCCUGAUCCUCAACCCACACAGAUGCCACCACAUCAUGUGCAACAGCAACAGCAAGGACAGCAACCGCCUUCUAGUGGGCAGUCCACUGUGCUUGAAGCGCUGAUCAAUCAGCCUCAGUAUCCACCUGCCCCUCAUCAGAAUGAAAAUUCAGCCAGCCAUCAGGACCAGCUAACCUGCUCCUCAUUAACUGCUCGGGCUCAACAGUGUCGCAUGGAAGGAAAUAUGGAGGCCGCUCAAAAACUCGAGACAAUGCUUGGCGUCUUAGAAGGCAGGCGUGUCGUCAGUUUGGAGUAUUUGUUGAAUCUUGAAAACUGGAUCCACAAAAAGGCUGACUUUCUGGUAAUUUUCUUUCAGGAUACAACCGUUUGUUUUAGGGCUUUGCUUAAAGUCAUUCUGUUGUUUCAAGGGUGUCUGGUCUGCGUCAGUGAUAAAUUUUUGUUGACUGCACUCACUGCUGGCGCCAAUGCCUUUUUCUCAAUUUCAGCUCCGAGCCAAGGACCAAGAGGGACGUUACCCCUCUCCACAGUCCCUGCGACGUCAUCUACGACGUCAAACGUUACUGGUUCUGGUGGAGGCACUGGUAGCGCUGGUAGUGUAGGAUCCGCUGAACAGCCUGGUGUUGAUGACCUCUACAACAUGGAUGAUUUCCUUCCCACUCCUCUGGAAGCCGUUGCAGGGGUUAGUUUUCCCUUCUCCAAGCCGUCUCUUCCUGAAGCGGCUCGACGCGAGUUGUCACAAUUAUCCGAUAGAUUCGAAUUUGACAAUAAUACGGAAAGUCACCAUGAUCCUCUUUCCACAUUAGUGAAGUGCAAAAUAAAGGGCCAACAGGUUCCUGCUCUCCGACUGGUUAUUCCUCUUUCCUAUCCGGCAGCUCCUGCGACAGUCCAUCGAGCAGCGAUUGAUUUAGAUGCCUUCUUUUACGAUGACCUACAGAAUGUGGUAUACGAACGACUCGCUCGUCCUGGUCUCCAUUCAGUUACUGAGUUCCUGAACACAUGGGAGAGCACAGUGCGUCAGUACACCUCCAAUCAGAACAACGUGAACACUACAAUUUCGCCGUUUGAGGAGCUCUUCCAGAACUACGACAAUAUCAUCACCUAG
Molecule: messenger RNA, 1395 nt
Organism: Haemonchus placei
Lineage: Eukaryota; Metazoa; Nematoda; Chromadorea; Rhabditida; Trichostrongylidae
Source: the annotation of a GenBank genome assembly